GACACCGAUGACCAGCAGCACUGGAACAGCACCUCUUCCUGUGGUGCUGGGUUUGAGCCUGGACACCGGUGGGCUUUGGCACCAGAAGGCCAUGCAGAGGAGCAGGACCCUGGUCCAAACCUACCUCUUCUCCAGACCCGGGCCCCUGCCACCAAACGCCAGUGGAACAAGGCCGACCAAGGACCCUCUCCGGCUACCCUUUCUGGCCACAGCCCAUGGCCCCCACCAACAGACCAUCCCGGCUCCUCUAAGCUUUAGCGAGCCUCCCUUCUUCACCCUGGGGGAGAGGGCUAUGUUCAAGGGCUUCUCCCGCAACCGCCGCCCAAGUUCCUUACGGAGGCGACUCCCAUCCAUGUCACCCCUGACCUGCGACCUGUCUGAAAAGAGCUACGCCCACAUCUCUCUACAGCAGCACCACCACCAGGCCCAGAGCUGCAUGAGGCCCGUUUACGCCCAUUUCUCCCAACCCAUCCAGUUCAGCAACAAGUCGUCACCAGUGAAGCCUGCUGCCGCCUCCCACAGCCUGACCUGGAGCCCAAAAGGAGCACAUGAAGACCUGCAACCUUUGGUGAUGCAGUAUCGCUAUUGCCCAUCUCAGGGAGAGACUCUGUCUGUCAUCGGGAGGCCGUGCCUUCCAAGCAGUGCUCAACCCUCUGCUCCGCCACCGCCACGCACCCAGCUCCACGUAUUCCUGCCCACGGAGGGGCUGCGGGGAGGGGGGGAGGCAGACAGUGAAUCUGUGGAUGAGGGGUUCAUGGAUGAGCCGGACUGCAAGGUCACUUCUUUGAAAAUCCAACAGGGGACGCCAAAGACUCCUAUGUACCACUGA
Messenger RNA from Lampris incognitus (smalleye Pacific opah), 829 nucleotides. RefSeq lists its product as uncharacterized. The transcript has 2 exons. Bases 8 to 829 code for a protein of 273 amino acids. NCBI's taxonomy places the organism in Eukaryota, Metazoa, Chordata, Actinopteri, Lampriformes, Lampridae. The record is from RefSeq and is a predicted model, not a curated record.